CUUUAUUUGAGAAUAUUCUUCAACAACACCCUAAAUUUCAACGAAGACUUAAACAAUAUAGUACUCAUGAGCAGAAUGGUGUGAUAAAAACGCCCAAAGGUACUUUUACACCAGAACGUUUAUGGGAUGCUUGUUAUUUUAAACAUGUAUUAGAUUUUAUUGAUGAAGCGUCGGAUCAAAUAAUUGCGCAGCAUUUAGGAAAGAUGAUAACCACGUAUAUUAAUGAUUUUCAUACAUUUUCCCAAUAUUCACCAAAUAUUGUGAAAUCAAUUUUGAAGUCUAAUGAUGAAAAAAGAAGAUAUAGAAAGCAUGACAAUGAAAUAAUCGGUCUAAUUAUUGAUAAAUGUAUAAGCUAUUAUAAUGAAGAUAAUAACAGAUUCGACGUAUUAUGUGCUAUCACAAGUUCAAUUUCAGAACUUCAAAAAUUAUAUCCUUAUUAUGUUGCGCAAUUCUUUGCUACCAGGACUGAGAACGAUCUAUUGAAACAGUGGCCAUUACUGCGCCAAUAUCCAUUGUUCGAAGUGUCUUUUUUGAUGCUUCAAAACUACCCUGUAGACUACUCACCUUGUAGUGGUUACGGCACGCAAGGUGCCAAAAAAGUAACAAUAGCACAAGUCCAAUGA
This is a messenger RNA of Racocetra persica, 623 nucleotides long. Lineage: Eukaryota; Fungi; Glomeromycota; Glomeromycetes; Diversisporales; Gigasporaceae. The record is from the annotation of a GenBank genome assembly.